Molecule: messenger RNA, 1419 nt
Organism: Mesorhabditis belari
Lineage: Eukaryota; Metazoa; Nematoda; Chromadorea; Rhabditida; Rhabditidae
Source: the annotation of a GenBank genome assembly
AUGGGAUACUGUCAUCUUUGCAAUCUUUAUCUUUUCAUCUAUUUUCUCGUGCUUAUCAAUAGUCAACAAGUUGAUCUCCAUCCUGAGCUUGAAUGUCUUCCAACUGGGUUACAAGUUCGAUUCAACACCACAGCACCGUUUAAUGGGAGGAUUUUUGUUAAGGGAUUUGCCGCUUCAUCUCCAUGUGUUUCCCCGAAUAGCGCGCUCUCUGUCGGAUUCGACGCUUGUGGAUUGGCGCGAACUCGUGUUCUCAAUCCAAGAGGACUUCGGGUGGAAACAACACUGAUACUGGCACAUCAUCCAAUUUUCAUCACAAAAACGGAUCGCGCCUAUCGACUUGACUGUUUCUACACCGAACAACAGAUGAAUGUUCGAUAUGAUCUUGAAAUCGAUGAUCUGACUACAAUAUCCAUUCAUCGAGAAUCCAAAAUGCCCACUUGUCAAUAUGAAAUUCUUUCCUCUCCUAAAGGUCAACUAAUGAAAAGAGUUGAGAUCGGACAAUUCGUAUACCAUCGAUGGAAAUGUACAGAUUACGACGCGAAAUUUUGUAUUCUUGUUCAUAGUUGUUUCAUGGAGUCGGAUGAUGGGCAAAGAGCGAUGAUUGUUGAUUCUCACGGUUGUUCGGUGGACACGGGAAUCCUUCAGCAUCUCAGUUAUUUGGAUGACAUGGAAGUGGGACAAACAGUCCAAGUUUGCUCUUUCGCUGACCGAACCCAAGUCUAUUUCCAAUGUCAGAUCAGUGUCACUCCGAAGGCUGGAUCUGGGUGUGAGCGUCCAGCCUGUAAUGGUGAUUUUCGAAAGAUCAUUCUUGAAACAACAUCUCCUUCAUCUUCCCCAUCAACAGAAAUAACAGAAGUUGAAAUGGAAACGACAACGACACAAACGACAACGACACAAAAAACAAUCAGACCGACUGUACCACCAAGACAAACCGUGUAUCUCCAAGUGAAACCCCGUCAAACAAUGAUCACCACAUCGACAACGAAUAUUCCAACAACAUUCGAGGAUCUCGUUGAGAUGUCACAAGGAGGAUAUGACUUCUCGAAUUCAGUUGAUGGAAGCGGUUACAAUGAUUUCCCGAUUCCACCAGCAGAUAUUGAAAACAAAGGGGAUACCGUAGACAAUGUUGGAGCAGAAGAUUUCACAGUGAGACCCGAGCUCUUUUCGAGCCCCGAAUGGGGAAAUGGGAAAAGAAAAAGGAGAACAAGAGAAAUCAAAGAAAGAGAAGCUGUACUUGAUGUGAGGACGGGGAUUGAAGUGGCACCAUUGGACACACAUCCAAAGGAUUCCCAUCCAUCGGCCGACGAUCCUCUUUGUCUUUCUUCAACCAUGAGCACUCUUUUCAUUCUUCUCUUCAUCUCCCUCAUCUUCUUCAAUUCACUCACUUUAAUGGCUCUUUUCAGAAAACAUGCCUACAAA